Messenger RNA from Seminavis robusta, 3192 nucleotides. NCBI's taxonomy places the organism in Eukaryota, Bacillariophyta, Bacillariophyceae, Naviculales, Naviculaceae. The record is from the annotation of a GenBank genome assembly.
AUGGCCGAAGACGAAGCGAAAGCAGCAGAGGCUGGACAGCCUCCAGCUGAAGGCGAGAAGAAGCUAUCAAAGAACCAACUGAAAAAGCUUGCAAAGGGCAAGGGCAAGAAGAAAGAAAAGCCUCAAUGGGGCGAAGGAAAGAAAGAUAAGAAACCCAAGAAGGAAGCUCCAGCAGCGCCCAAGUUUGUCAAUACUACACCCAAAGGGGAAAAGAAGGACUUGUCCACUAUUCCCAUGGCGAGUGCCUAUCAUCCUGAGGCUGUAGAGGCUGCAUGGCAAGAUUGGUGGGAAGCCUCUGGGUUCUACUCUUGUGAUCCAAAGGCAGCGGUUGGAAGACCAACUGACGAAAAAUUCGUCAUGGUCAUCCCUCCUCCCAACGUUACUGGAUCCCUCCAUUUGGGACAUGCCUUGACGGCUGCUGUGGAAGAUACCUUGACUCGUUGGCAUCGGAUGAAGGGACAUGCUACCCUCUAUGUUCCAGGAACGGAUCAUGCUGGCAUUGCCACCCAAUCGGUGGUCGAAAAGAUGCUCGUUAAAAGUGAAGGGAAAAAUCGUCAUGACUUGGGACGAGAAGAAUUCGUCAAGAAAGUGUGGGAAUGGAAAGGCGAGUAUGGAAACAAAAUCACAACCCAAUUGCGACUCUUGGGUAGCAGUGUGGACUGGGGUCGAGAAAGAUUCACCAUGGAUGAUAUGCUCAGCAAAGCCGUCGUGGAAGCCUUCAAUCAGUUCCACGAAAAAGGAUUAUUGUACCGAGCCAAUCGUCUUGGAAACUGGUCUUGCGCACUAAAGUCGGCAAUCUCGGAUAUCGAAGUGGACUACAUUGACUUGGAAGGAAGAACGUUCUUGGAAGUCAAGACUCACAAGGGAAACCCCAACGACGCAAAGGGACGUUACGAGUUUGGUACGCUCACGUCGUUUGGAUACCCAAUUGAGGAUUCGGAAGAACAGCUCGUUGUUGCUACCACCCGUCUGGAAACCAUGCUCGGUGAUACCGCUGUGGCCAUCCAUCCCGAGGAUCCCCGCUAUAAACAUUUGCAUGGAAAGUUUGUAGUCCAUCCAUUCAAUGGCCGUCGUAUUCCCAUUGUAUUGGACGCUGAACUUGUCGAUAUGGAGUUUGGUACGGGAGCUGUUAAGAUUACGCCUGCCCAUGAUCCAAAUGAUUACGAAUGUGGUAAAAGACACAAUUUGGAAUUCAUCUGUAUUCUGACAGAAGACGGUUCCAUCAACCACAACGGAUCGCAGUUUGAAGGCAUGAUGCGUUAUGAUGCUCGUAUGGCCGUGGAGGAAGCUCUGAAAGAGAAGGGACUCUACAAAGGGAAAGAACCCAACAAAAUGCGUCUCGGUCUGUGCUCACGUAGUGGAGAUGUUCUUGAACCAAUGAUCACGCCACAGUGGUAUGUCAACUGCAACAGCAUGGCCAAGCGGGCAGCAGAUGCGGUGAGAAAUGGCGACUUGAAAAUUGUUCCUAAUGAUCAUGAAAAGACUUGGUUCCAGUGGCUGGACAACAUCAGGGAUUGGUGCGUUAGCCGUCAGCUGUGGUGGGGCCACCAGAUUCCGGCGUGGUUUGCAACGAAGAAGGGCGAAACCGGCAUUUCGAAGAACGACAUGGAGCACAACGACAGAUGGGUGGUUGCUCGGGACGAAGAGGCUGCGUACGAGAAAGCGGAGAAACUCCUUGGCUGUGCACGCGAUGAGAUUGUGUUGGAGCGGGAUGAAGACGUCCUGGACACCUGGUUUUCUUCAGGGCUUUUCCCGUUUUCGGUCUUUGGCUGGCCUGACCAGACGGAUGAUUUGAAAGCUUUCUACCCAACGUCGCUACUUGAAACCGGGCUCGACAUUUUGUUCUUCUGGGUCGCCCGAAUGGUGAUGAUGGGUCUUGAGCUGACGGACCAUCUUCCAUUCCACACCGUAUUCCUUCACGCCAUGGUAAGAGACAAAGAGGGGCGAAAGAUGUCAAAGUCCCUAGGAAACGUUAUCGAUCCACGUGAAGUGAUUUCUGGGUGCUCUUUGGACACGUUGCAAGGACGACUCACGGCAGGAAACUUGCCAGCCAAGGAAAUGGAGCGUGCAAAGAAAAACAUGCAAGAUGAGUUUCCUGAUGGUAUACCCGAGUGUGGUUCGGAUGCUCUCCGGUUUGGUUUGCUUGCCUACACUGUGCAAGGCCGAGACAUCAACCUGGAUGUUAAGCGCGUGGUGGGCUAUCGCAAUUUCUGCAACAAGCUUUGGAAUGUCAUUAAGUUUGCCUUGGGUAUCGUCACUGACUUCGCGCCAACUCCAACACUAUUGGAUGACUUGAUGAAAAGUGGAAAAAUGUCAAUUCGCGACAAAUUCAUGGUGUCUCGGCUCAUGACAGCCAGCAAGGACGUCAACGAGUGUCUAAGAACAUACCGAUUCGGCGACGCACAACAACUUUCCUAUUCGAUGUGGAUGGACGAUUUGUGUCUUCUUUACAUUGAACUUAUCAAACCUGUUGUUUACAACAACGACGACAAGGAUAGUCGCUGGGCAGCUCAAGCCACCCUUUGGGUUGCCUUGGAUAUUGGCAUGAGGCUGUUGCACCCCAUGAUGCCAUUUGUAACCGAAGAGCUAUGGCAGCGCCUUCCCGGCCGUGGUACGCUGGGUCCUGACGAGACACAGACAAUCAUGCUGGCCAAGUAUCCAGAAUGCAUCGACGAGUACUUGAAUCCCGAGGUUGAGGCAUCAAUGGCCGCAACGAUGAAGGUGAUCAACGCAUGCCGGUCUUUGCGGGCGUCUUAUCGCAUCGUUGACAAAGUAAAGACCCAUUUCUUUGUCAAGAUUAAUGGCCCGGACGAGGCUGCCGUGGCUGCCCAGACUGACGACAUCAAGACUCUUGCGAAAGCAUCGGCCGUGGACAUCAACCCUGCAGAAGACGCGAUUCCGCAGACGGUGGGAACUGUGGUCAUCGAUGAACAGACCACUCUGCUAAUGGAUUUGAAGGGUUUGGUUGACUAUGAAGCCGAGAUCAAGCGACUGAGCAAGAGUCUCAACUCGACACUCCCCAUUCUCAACAAGCUCGAGAAGACCAUUGCAGCCCCAGGCUACAAAGAGAAUGCGGCGGAAAAUCUUCAAAAGGAGAAUCACGAGAAGCUUGAAGGGUUGCAAAAGAAGAAGGCUGACAUUGAAGAGGCAAUCAAAAACUUCGAACGCCUGAAACUGUUGGAGACGAGCUAA